Molecule: messenger RNA, 1688 nt
Organism: Hypanus sabinus (Atlantic stingray)
Lineage: Eukaryota; Metazoa; Chordata; Chondrichthyes; Myliobatiformes; Dasyatidae
Gene: smyd1b
Product: SET and MYND domain containing 1b
Exons: 10
Coding region: 1-1479 (492 amino acids)
Cellular component (GO): nucleus
Molecular function (GO): histone H3K4 methyltransferase activity; protein binding
Source: RefSeq, a predicted model, not a curated record
AUGACGGUGGGUGACAUGGAAAAAGCAGAAGUCUUCGACGCGGAGAGCAAGGGAAGGGGUCUGAAGACGAAGCAAGAAGUUUGGAGUGGGGACGUGGUCUUCGCCGAGCCAGCGUACGCUGCGGUCGUGUUCGACAACCUCACACAGCAGGUGUGCCAUGGGUGCUUCAAGAAGCAGGGGAAGCUCCGGCGAUGCACCCAGUGCAAGUUCGCCCACUACUGCGACCGCACCUGCCAGAGAGCAGCGUGGACGGAGCACAAGAACGAGUGUACCGCCAUCAGGAAGCUCGGCAAGGCCCCCAGCGAGAGCGUCAGACUGGCCUCCCGUAUCCUGUGGAGGAUGAGCAGAGAAGGAGAUAUUGUCUCUGAGGAUCGCCUCAUGUCCAUUGAGAACCUGCAAGACCAUCUGGAUGACCUCAGUGAGGAAGAGAAGCAGCAGCUGACACUGGAUGUUGAGGUCUUCCAGAAGUACUGGGACUCCAGCGACCAGCAAGUUGGCACACAGUCCAUAUCACACAUUUUUGGAGUGAUAAACUGCAAUGGCUUUACCAUCAGUGACCAGCGUGGGCUGCAAGCCGUGGGCGUCGGGUUAUUUCCAAACCUCUGCCUGGUGAAUCACGACUGCUGGCCAAACUGCACAGUCAUGUUGAACAAUGGAAAUCACGAUGCGGUUAACUCAAUGUUCCACACACAGAUGAGAAUUGAACUUCGGGCCAACCAGCAGAUCAAGGCCGGGGAGGAGAUGACGGUAUCAUAUGUGGAUUUCCUGAAUCUCAGUGCGGACAGGCGCAAGAUGCUUAAGAAGCAUUAUUACUUCGACUGCAGCUGUGAGCACUGCCAAAAGGGAAUCAAGGAUGACCUGAUGCAGGGUGUCAAAGACGUAGAUGGCAAAAAGCCACCAGAAGAAACAGUGAAGGAAGUCAUUGAGUUUUCAAAGAAGACAUUGGAAAAAGUUGAGAAGGAUCGACAAGAAGGUCUCUGGGCGAACAUUGUGAAGCUGUGCCGGGAGUGCCUGAAGAGACAGGAGCCUGUUCUGGAAGAUACAAACCUCUAUAAGCUAAAGAUACUGAGCCUCGCCUCCGAAGUCCUCUCUUAUCUGCAGUACUUUGAAGAAGCAGCAGGGUACGCCAAGCAGAUGGUGGAGGGAUAUCUGAAGCUCUACCAUCACAACAAUGCCCAGUUGGGAAUGGCUCUGAUGAGGGCUGGAGUGACCCACUGGCAUGCUGGGCUCAUAGAACCAGGCCAUGCCAUGAUCUGCCAAGCAUAUGGGAUUAUCCUGGUGACACAUGGCUCAACCCAUCCCAUCACCAAGGAUCUUGAGACAAUGCGAUGUCAGACCGAAAUGGAACUUCGAAUGUUCAAGGAGAAUGAAUUCCUUUACUAUCAGAUGAGAGAGGCGGCACUGAAGAAUCAGAAAAUGCAAGUCAUGGCAGAACCAGCCGGCGAAUACAUCAAGGAGCUUUUCCACAGAAGAAAAUAAGAUCCCAAAGUUUAAAUAUAUUCUGCAGGCACUUGGAACUCAUUCAUGUGAUGUGACUUGUUGCAAAACACAAAGUGCUGGAGGAACUGAAUGGGUAAAGCAGCAUCUAUGGAGAGAAGUGGACAGUUGAUGUUUUGGGUUGAGAGCCUUCAUUUGGACUCACUUCUCAAUCAGAAAUGUUGACUAUCCAUUACCAUUCACAGAUAAUG